This is a messenger RNA of Plasmopara halstedii, 2733 nucleotides long. RefSeq lists its product as uncharacterized. Lineage: Eukaryota; Oomycota; Peronosporomycetes; Peronosporales; Peronosporaceae. The transcript has a single exon. The record is from RefSeq and is a predicted model, not a curated record. The coding region runs from base 1 to 2733 and encodes 910 amino acids.
AUGGCAAAAAGGCAUACCAUUUGGCACGGUCCACCUGAAUGCUGGCCGACCGAACAUUGUCGUGUCUUGUACAUUAUCAGCAAAUACGCACAACAAGCGCGAAACGUUCAAUCGAAUGAAAGCUGGAUUCGCCAAGUGGCUCUGCUUGUGUUGCUCUACGAAGGCAUCGAUUCCGGUGUUUUACCAUUCGACUACUCUCCAAGCCUGAUCUGGCUGACAUUCGAGCGUCACACAGACCGAAAGUGGCUUCAGAUAUCGCAGGAAGCAAAGUCCGUUAUUGAUGACCUGUGGGAAGCCAAGCUUGUGAAUGGCAUUAAACUUUCGUCUGUGGACUAUCAACCAGUCACGGCAUACCAAGCUUCCUUUCGUGGAUUAUCAAUCGUGGAGCAUAUGCCAGAUGCUUUAAAAAUGGACACUAAUACGUUUCUUUACGCCCCAAUAAGUUGUUCCCAGUCCAGCGAAGUAGGCGCCGUAAUCCCCGCUAACAUAAAACCCAGCCAAUUGUUGCAUGUACGCUAUGACGGCUCAGACUUUCAUUUAGAAAAUAGUGAUCGGUCUUACUCGAGAGUUAGCAGAGUUACUGAUUGUGAAGAUGUGUCAUACGUAUCGUCACCAUAUAUUCCGUCUGGACUUCGAUCUUGUACGAGCUUUCUCGCUGAGCCUACAAGCAACAGACUUCGUGCUCCCGAGUCGGCGCAUGGUCACAAUAUGAUGAUGAAGAAGGCAAAACCAAGUAUCACACUUUCACAAGUACAUGCGCUUGUGGGAGAGUGGCUGCCGUUUGGAGCCAACCAGAUUUCGGCUCUAACUGAGCGAUUGGGGGCAAUGGAUCGCUGUCAAGGAGGACUUUUUAGCUCCAAACUGGAUUUGCAACCUACUGAGACGCACUUCGAAGUGACCCCAGGUCUUACACAGGUUAAAAUCUUGGACUUUGACACCAUCCGCUUCAUCAAUUUUGAAGCCGAAAUCAACUUCCCGGAAAGCAAGGGUGUUAUCCAGAUAGAAAACUUUGGCAUGCAUUUGCACGUUAGUGGUGCUGUCCUUUAUGGUGUGAAAAUUGACGCUAUUAUGAAUCGCAUGGAGCAUGCUAUCACUUUCGACUUGCUAGCGCGCUUGCUGGUGGAUGUGCAUCAAGAUUCUUCGGGCAUUAUCCACGAUCUACUCUCUCGUUAUCAGCUCAGUGUUCUUGAUAUGCUUUUUAUGGGGAAAGCCGACCAACGUAACAAGUACAAUCUUAUUACGGCUGCAUCGAUCGAGCCAAAAUUAUCAGCGUCCAGUUACCUGGACAAAGGUGAGCGUGAGAAUGAGCUCAAACAAGUUUUAGGCGAAAUUUACGCAUGUUACGACAUCACAAAAGACGACGUCUUUUUUCUUGGACGGGAGGGAUGUUUGUUCAGCGGUCCCGGUGCUGCCCAAUACGAGUCUCUUCUCACGAUUUUUAUGGGUCUUAAUAGCCGAGAAAUUUUUAUUCGAAACUUUUUUGUGCGCACCUUUGUACUGAGCGAUAUGCUGGAGAAUCUAGGCGUAUGCAUCCGCAAUUAUCAGAAACAUGGAGAGCAUUCUCUAAAGUUGGUAAAAAAGUCGUUAAGCGACGCAGCAAGACACAUGAUUUUGCUCAUUGAAUGUCUACAGUAUCUUCUCGAGUCCGCAGAAGCCCUCGAGUUGCCGCUUGAGCCUCCUGACAUCUCUUGUUCCAAGAUUCACAAAUGUCUGCAGCUAUCGGAACGUAAGAAUAACGUUAUUGUGCGAUGCAAGGACUCCAUUAAACUCAUCGAGCGUCUUCGUACACAGCUUGACACGCUUAUCACCAAGUUUGAAGGCAUUUCACGGCUUCAAUUGACAAAUGUAUCGCAAAGCUUUGAGAUCAACGUUCGGCGGCUUGCUGAGUCCCUGCUCGUUCGUGAUGAGCUUGAGCGCAACUUGGACAUAAUUGGCAUGAUUUUUGCGGGCAAUCUUUCUUUUGAUAUCAUCGAUCGACUUAGCGGUGGAACUUUCAAUGUGUCUAAUCCCACGUGGUUCAUUGACUGGAUUAAGAAGCCCAUCAUUGACGCUCCAUUUGCAUUUUUGAUUAUUAAUUUGCUCUGGUUUGCUAUGAUUUUGAUGACAUUGCGAAUCUAUUUAAAAUUCCGAGUGUCCAGGAAAGGCGCAACGCUUGUAAUCCGUGCUCACACAGAUAAGCGUAUCAAUCUCACUCAGUUGCGCAGAUUGCUUGAGAGGCGGAAUGUUCGUCUCGGUGUACUCGAGUACGAUUCGGGCAGUCGACCUGAAUUACAAAGUUAUAAAUGGGAGGAAAACGGAUUUCCGACCGAGUACUCAACGACCCAAGUACAGAUUGUUGUAGAUGAGAAUCAGAAGCUUUUGCGGUCCAUUCGUCUGCAAAUCGCGUGUCCGCGUGAUAAGUCAGUGUCGAUCCACUCCCGUCGCCUUAGUAUGCGAAAUAUACAGACCUCGAAUAUAUCACGACGAGCAUCGCGCCGACUGCAUCCAGCUCCAUCUUCAGUCACAGUUGUGGAAAACAAUAUUCUUGAGCAGUUUUCCUCAAUAUUGCGCAAAGAGGGCGUUUACCCAGAGCGCUACGCCCCGCUCGCUCGACUUGGAAGUCAAAUCAAUUUACUCACACAUCCUCAAGACUUUUCCGAGCGUAAACAUAACCGAGACAUCAACUGGAUACGACGCCGUCGCGGCGCUGUGGACACAACUGUCGAUUUUCGCGAUAAAAAGUAUUCUAAAUAG